AUGGGACAGAAGCAGACAACUCCUUUGUCCCUCACUCUGGACCACUGGUCAGAAGUGAGGACUCGUGCACAAAAUCGUUCCCUAGCCGUAAAAAGGGUUCGCAGAGUGAGAGACAUCGUGUACCGACCGGGGCCGCAUGGACAUCCUGAUCAAGAACCCUACAUUCUCAUGUGGGAGGACCUCUGUACCAGUCCCCCUGACUGGGUGCGGCCAUUCCUUCCCCCCCCUAAACCUUCUUCUUUACAGCCGCUUUUGGAGCCUACGAUCCUACCCAUGAAGGAGAAAAGGGAAUCGGAGUCACAGCCUAAAGAGGAGCGAGCUGUGCCCCGCAUUUACCCUGACACUACGGACCUACUUCUCUUUGAACCCCCCCCUUACAACCCAUCUGCUCACACCCCUUCCGCUCCAGCAGGGGAGGCGACUGCAGAACCCCGUUCCCCAUUAGAUCUCUCCUUAGCUUCCCAGCCUUCCCAUACUAGGUUAAUUAAUCUUUUAGAUUCUCUGAUGAACACCCACCAGCCUACUUGGGACGACUGCCAGCAGCUGCUUCGUACCCUGUUCACUACUGAAGAACAGGACCGCAUUUUGGCAGCAGCCCGGAAAAAUGUGAUAGGAUUAGAUGGCUUGGUGACAACCAGACCUGAUGUUAUUGAUGACUCUUUCCCCUUGCGGAGACCGGAUUGGGACCCCAACACAUAUGAAGGUAGGGGGAAUCUGUCCACCUAUCGCCAGACUCUCAUGAGAGGUCUCCGGGAAGCGGCUAGAAAGCCCACAAACCUAGCCAAGGUAAAAGAGGUAAUACAGGGACCCGAUGAGCCUCCCGGGGUUUUCCUAGAAAGGCUGAUGGAAGCCUAUAGGAGGUAUACUCCUUUUGAUCCAACCUCUGAAACUCAUCAGGCUUCAGUCAUUAUGGCUUUUGUAGGACAGUCAGCAGCAGAUAUUAGAAAGAAACUCCAGAGGCUGGAGGAUAUCCAGGGAAAGACUUUACAAGAUCUAGUAAAGGAGGCUGAGAAAGUGUUCAGUAAGAGAGAAACAAAGGAAGAAAGAGAGGAGCGACUAGAAAAGGAGAGAAGAGAGAGGGAAGAACGAAAGGACAGAAGAAGGAAUAAGGAACUGGCAAGGGUCUUGGCAGUAGCAGUAGACAGAUCUAGCACAGGUCAGAAAGGUAGGGACCUGGGCCCACGAAGACGCCGACCCCUGGACAAGGACCAAUGCGCUCGCUGCCGCCAGAGGGGACACUGGGCUCGGGAAUGCACCCAACCCCCACGAUCCCCUCGUAGCACCCAACCCCCACGAUCCCCUCAACCUUCAAGGACCCUGGCCCUUGAAUCUGAAUAGGGGGGUCAGGGCUCCAACCCCCUCCGGGAGCUCAGGGCUAAAUUUAAGGUGGAGGGGACUCCCAUAGACUUUGAACUUGACACAGGGGCAGUAUACUCGGUCCUAAAGAAACCUUUGGGACCCCUCUCUAGUAAGCAAUCCUUAGUACAAGGAGCAAAUGGAAGUAGCUAUCGUUCCUGGACUACUUCCCGGACUAUGGACUUGGGGAAAGGAGAAAUCAAGCAUUCUUUCCUGGUCAUACCAAACUGCCCCUCACCUCUAAUGGGACGAGACUUGCUAACCAAACUCAGAGCCCAGAUAACCUUUGAAGAAACUGGUCCAGAAAUUGCUUUUCUUAAUCCCAGUGUUCAACCACUUACCACCUCCGUCCUGACCAUCAGGGCUGAGGAUGAAUAUAGACUAUUUACAAAUGACCCCUUGCCAGUUGAAAGCCAAGACACCGACUUUUGGUUGAGACUAGUUCCAGAAGCUUGGGCCGAAACUGCUGGACUGGGGUUGUCUACCUUACAGGCUCCAGUAGUGGUAGAGUUAAAAACUACUGCUGUCCCUGUGAGAGUUAGGCAGUACCCCAUGAGUCAGGAAGCGAAGAAAGGCAUAACUCCUCAUAUCCGGAAACUUCUCCAACAAGGGGUCUUAGUAAAAUGUCAGUCAGCCUGGAAUACUCCAUUACUCCCAGUUAAGAAGCCUGGAACUGGGGACUAUCGGCCAGUACAGGACCUAAGGGCAGUUAACAGCCAGGUGGAAGUCAUCCAUCCCACUGUGCCAAACCCAUACAAUCUUCUCAGCACCUUAAGUCCUGAAAGAGUAUGGUAUAGUGUAUUGGACUUAAAAGACGCUUUCUUCUGCCUGUCUCUACAUCCAGCCAGUCAACCCUUAUUUGCUUUUGAGUGGAGUGAUCCUGAGGCAGGAAUUUCAGGCCAACUAACCUGGACCAGAUUGCCUCAGGGAUUUAAGAACUCUCCUACCAUCUUUGAUGAGGCCUUGCACCAAGACUUAAGUCUCUUCCGCAGCCAGCACCCCCAGGUAACCCUGCUCCAGUAUGUGGACGAUAUUUUACUUGCAGGAAAAACUGAAGAAGAUUGCAAGCAGGCCACCCAUGACCUGCUGAAGGAACUUGCUCGGCUAGGGUAUAGAGCAUCAGCUAAGAAGGCGCAGCUGUGCCAGAGAGAGGUGACGUUUCUGGGAUACAUGCUACGAGGGGGAAAGCGAUGGCUGACGGAGGCCCGGAAGAAGGUCGUGGCACAGAUCCCUGCACCUACUACUCGCCGGCAGUUACGUGAGUUUCUGGGGACGGCAGGUUUCUGCCGCCUCUGGAUCCCUGGUUUCGCCAACUUGGCAGCCCCACUGUACCCCCUCACAAAAGGGGAUGCCAAGUUUGAGUGGACCCAUGAAUGCCAAAGGGCGUUUGACUCUAUCAAAACAGCUCUGCUCACAGCCCCAGCCCUGGCCCUCCCUGAUGCUAGCAGGCCUUUUACCUUAUAUCUAGAAGAGAAAGGGGGAAUGGCAAAGGGAGUGCUGACACAGACGCUAGGUCCGUGGAAAAGGCCGGUUGCCUACCUAUCAAAGAAACUAGACCCAGUGGCCAGUGGGUGGCCUAAAUGUUUGAGGGCAAUAGCCGCAGCUGCACUUCUGGUAAAGGAUGCAGAUAAAAUUUCCUUGGGACAAAAGCUGACUAUAAUAGCCCCUCAUGCUCUGGAAAGUAUAAUUCGACAGCCCCCCGACCGUUGGCUCUCAAAUGCCCGUAUUACCCACUAUCAGAGCAUCCUUCUAGACAAAGGCAGAAUAACUAUCGGCCUACCUGUGAUUCUCAACCCGGCCACCCUGCUCCCUGAAGAGUCAGAGACACCAGUGUUGCAUAACUGCCAGGAUUUGCUGGCCGAAGAGAGUGGGCUGAGAAGGGACCUACAGGACCAGCCAUUAAAGAACCCUGAUGUCAUAUGGUACACAGAUGGGAGUAGUUUUCUCCAAGAUGGAGAGAGACGAGCUGGGGCUGCAGUGGUGAGUGACCAUGACGUUAUCUGGUCCAAAUGCCUGAAAGAGGGGACCUCUGCUCAGCGAGCUGAGUUGAUAGCCCUUACCAGAGCACUAGAAAUGGCAGCAGGAAAAAGGGCAACCAUCUACACAGAUAGCAGAUAUGCUUUCGGAACUGCCCAUGUCCAUGGCGCUAUCUACCAAAGGAGGGGACUCCUGACAUCUGCAGGAAAGGAAAUUAAACACAAAGAAGAGAUAUUGCGUCUUUUAUCUGCUCUUCUCCUACCCAAAGAACUGGCGAUAGUUCACUGUCCAGGUCAUCAAACGGGAAAGGAAACCGUCGCGUCCGGAAAUAGAAGAGCUGAUGAAGCAGCAAAGGCAGCGGCAUCCCGCAUGAAGGAGAUCCCUGCACUUAUUGUUACUGAACCUGACAACCUCCCACCAGUGUCAACAACUGUAGACCCCCUUUCUGAAGAACCAGAGGUAAAUCAGUAUCUGCAAACUCUUCACCAACUCACCCACUUAGGGGCCAGAAAAAUGAUGGAGUUAAUUAAGGAAUGGCCUCGGGUACCAAAACCAGAGAGGCUAAAGGAAAUGGCGGAAAAAAUUGUAAGGUCCUGCCAACCUUGUCAACUGGUAAAUGCCUAUCCUACUAAGAUGGGAACCGGAAAAAGACUGAGAGGGGAGAGACCAGGCCAACAUUGGGAGAUUGAUUUCACUGAAAUCAAGCCUGCCAAAUAUGGACUAAAGUAUUUGCUAGUCUUUGUAGAUACAUUUUCAGGAUGGGUGGAAGCCUACCCAUGCAAGAAGGAAACAGCCCAGGUGGUGGCUAAGAAGAUAUUAGAUGACAUCUUCCCCAGGUUUGGACUUCCUCAGGUAAUUGGGUCAGACAACGGACCAGCUUUUGUGGCCCAGGUAAGUCAGGGAUUAGCCAAGACCCUGGGCAUAAAUUGGAAAUUACACUGUUUGUAUCGCCCGCAGAGCUCAGGGCAGGUAGAAAGGAUGAACAGAUCUAUUAAGGAGACUUUAACCAAAUUAUCUCUAGAGACUGGCAUAGGGGACUGGACUACCCUCCUACCUUCUGCCCUCUUCAGGGCUAGGAAUACCCCUUUGCCCUCUUUGUAUGUGGAGACAGUAUAUAAUUCCAUUAAUGAUGUGCUGGACCAGCUUGACUCCGUGGCUGAAGUGACCAGAACUGAUAUCCCAAGCAAAACUAGCAGUAGUGGAACCCUUCACUUUAGGCUUGCAGCUCUGAAGAAGAACCCUGGUGGAACCUACACAUAUAACUCUAAUCCACCUCACCUGUAUGUUCUGGUCAUACCUGCAGCAACCCAAGAAGCACAAGAAGAAACAGUAGAAGUACUAACAUUUCUUAGUGAAGGGCAGGGAUAG
Molecule: messenger RNA, 4701 nt
Organism: Suncus etruscus (white-toothed pygmy shrew)
Lineage: Eukaryota; Metazoa; Chordata; Mammalia; Eulipotyphla; Soricidae
Exons: 6
Biological process (GO): virion assembly; DNA integration; proteolysis
Molecular function (GO): RNA-DNA hybrid ribonuclease activity; aspartic-type endopeptidase activity; zinc ion binding
Source: RefSeq, a predicted model, not a curated record